CUAGGAUGCCAGUUAAUAGCUUUCAGAAAUAUCCAGGUGGUUGCCUUUUAGUCGGAGGUAGCAAUCCUAUCUGCACGCAUCGCCUGUGUUGUGCUAUGGCGAAUGAGCUGGAAUGUCAGGUCUGCGGAGCUUCUUGCUCCCUUCAGACUGGUAGCUACUCGCUACACUAUCUAAAAUUAGACCACAAACAGCAACCCCUGCGAUCAGAAGAGUGGCAGACGGAAAACAUCGGUACAGGUGUCAAUGGAUCCAAUGCGGAAAAUGGCUAAUUUCUCCUAAUGGACCGCAUGGAUGUCCGGUCGCAGCCUAGUUUAGUACGGGGCAUGUCCGCCAUCAUCGCACAUCGUACUACCCGAUCAAUUGCCCGUGUUCAGUAUAGCCAAUAGCUGUCAUGCCUGGACUUCAGGAACUAGAAAAGUUGCCGCAUGGUAUUUGUGUUUACUUGGGUUAAGCGUUAGAUCUAUUUCCCUAGUGGUAACACAAAUAUUGAAAUAGAGCACAGGGCAAGAGCUGUGCUUUUCAACAUAGAAGCCGGCUUUUGCAUG
This is a messenger RNA of Linderina pennispora, 545 nucleotides long. RefSeq lists its product as uncharacterized. The transcript has a single exon. The record is from RefSeq and is a predicted model, not a curated record. Bases 96 to 269 code for a protein of 57 amino acids. NCBI's taxonomy places the organism in Eukaryota, Fungi, Kickxellomycota, Kickxellomycetes, Kickxellales, Kickxellaceae.